Molecule: messenger RNA, 864 nt
Organism: Phytophthora infestans T30-4
Lineage: Eukaryota; Oomycota; Peronosporomycetes; Peronosporales; Peronosporaceae
Exons: 4
Coding region: 1-864 (287 amino acids)
Source: RefSeq, a predicted model, not a curated record
AUGGAGGAAGCAGCUACUCGGCAACAUGCUAGUCCCAACACAGUUUUCCACUGCUUGUACGGCUAUUACUAUCUUGGCUAUUCCAGGAAGGAACUGGCACACAUCUACAACAAAACACAGCAGACAAUAGGAAACUGGAUUCGUGUGUAUGAAGUUACGGGGACCUACCAACGCGCUACGUCAAAGUCAGACCGGAAAUUUACGGUAGAACAGCGCUCAUGGCUUCGAGUAUUUUUUGAGCAGAGACCUUUAGCAUAUCUGGACGAGGCACAAACUGCAUUUCGCUUGAACUUUCAGCUCACCAUUUCCAAAACAUCCGUAUGGAGAGUUAUUCACGCUUUUGGGCUAACUUGGAAAGUGUUGGAACGCCGAGCCAUUCAAAUCAAAGAGCGAGACAUCUUUCGGUUUGUGGAGGAGCUGAUUCCAGCGAAACCCAGAGUCUCCAUGCUUGCGUUUAUUGGUGUCAAUGGCAUUAUUGACUACUAUGACACUGUUGGAACAUUUGACCGAUUAGAGUUUGUUCGAUGUUGUCAAGAUUUUGCGUACUCUAAUGGUGCAUCCAUCCAUCGACACCCUGAAAUUGUGCAUUAUCUAAGAAGUAUCGGAAUUAAAGCCUUUCAGCGCUACUACGUGGAGUCCACGAAUCGUGACUUAAUGCCAUUUAUUGUUGACACAUUUCGACGCUUUGUGAACUUUAAUAUGGCUCGGGUGUUUGAACAUUGCGGCUGGAUGGUCGAUGGAACUUUCAAUCCUGUGGGGCCGCUGUCAACAGAGUCACGCGCAGUACCAGAUUUUAGGGAGGACGUUUCCGAGGAAGAAGAAGAAUUGGACGAGGAUGCAUUAGGCUUUCGUACGCUUAGCUAA